This is a messenger RNA of Abrus precatorius (Indian licorice), 1046 nucleotides long. RefSeq lists its product as uncharacterized. The record is from RefSeq and is a predicted model, not a curated record. Bases 157 to 837 code for a protein of 226 amino acids. The transcript has 4 exons. NCBI's taxonomy places the organism in Eukaryota, Viridiplantae, Streptophyta, Magnoliopsida, Fabales, Fabaceae.
UCUCCCUCUUCCCGCGCUAUAACCUUCAACGUCGUCGUUUAACCAUCUACGACAUACACGAACGCAGCACAACCUCUGAAUCUCAAUUCCUCCAUUCAAACAUAUUUUUUAUGUUCCUCGUUGAUCAACCACUGCCAACCUCGAAAUUUUCUUGCCAUGUCGUUUCGACGUAUGCGAAAUUCUAGGGUUUCUCAUCUCCUCUUAUUAUUCUUCUCCAUAUUCCUCACCUGUUUUCCAGGGUUGAUACUAUCUGCGGACGUAACGCUAAGCUCGAUCGAGAUCUUCACGACCCACGAGUGGCUAAGAGCCACUCCAACUGUUUAUUUUCUAUGCAUAGGGGGAAACAAGACCCUUUUGCCUGAUGUUAAGAAAAAACAUGUCUUUUACGCGUUUAAGGGUGAAGAGUCUUGGCAGCCUUUGACUAAUUUUACAGGUAAAAAGUGCAAGCGAUGUGGAUUCUAUGAGGAAGACAAAAUUCUUUCGGAUGAUGUGUUUGACGAGUGGGAAUUGUGUCCUUCUGAUUUUGUUGGCCCGGAUGGUAGAUAUGUCCACUUCAAGGAAAAAGAAUUCAAUGCUAGUUUUCUAUGCCCCGAGUGCUUGUCUUUUUCUGCAGGUUCUAUUUCUGCACCUGCUGGGAAUCAUGUUAAAAAAAGAACGAAUGUAGCAGUUGUGAUUUUAUUAAGUAUUUUGGUUUUAACUAUAUUGGUCCUGGUAAUGGUGGGUGCAUACAAGUAUUGGCAAAAGAAAAAGAGGGAGCAAGAUCAGGCUCGAUUUUUGAAGCUAUUUGAAGAAGGAGAUGACAUUGAGGAUGAGCUAGACCUUGGCCCUAUGAUAUGAUAGCAAACGAAUUCCCUCCUGUACAGUAGAUUUUCCUCACAAUUUUGUUUAUGAAAAAAGUAUGUGAAAAUAUUUUCUUGUUUGAUGUGCAACAUUCAAUAUAAGUGAUAGUUGUCAAAGUGGACAGCGAUAUGUUAUUGUUCAUAUUACCUGCACAUAAUACACAUACUAUAUAUGGCUACUGAAAACUAUGCUUUCGUUGAUUCUUC